This is a messenger RNA of Hibiscus syriacus, 609 nucleotides long. RefSeq names its product BON1-associated protein 2-like. Lineage: Eukaryota; Viridiplantae; Streptophyta; Magnoliopsida; Malvales; Malvaceae. The transcript has a single exon. Bases 53 to 595 code for a protein of 180 amino acids. The record is from RefSeq and is a predicted model, not a curated record. Gene Ontology annotation, biological process: defense response.
AAAAAACUUCGGCUUCUUCUUCUUCUGUAAUUCUUUAUUUAAUUGUUGUUCUAUGGAGAUCAAAUCUCGCACCUUGGAGAUCACGAUUUUGUCAGCAGAAGAUCUGAGAAUCAACAACAAACCGGUUAAAAAGAACGCUUUCGUCGUCGUAUGGACCGACACUUGUAACUACAAGUCGACGAAGAUCGAUGCAGAUGGAGGGAGCUUUCCUUCGUGGAACGAUAAACUAGUGAUGGACAUGCCCCUGCACACACGCUUCGUCACCCUCCAAGUCAAAUGCAUGGCUUCCGGCGGUGGAGAUAAAACGGUCGGAGUUGCAAGAAUACCGGUGACGGAUUUCAUCGGAGGGUUUUAUCCUGAGACUUGUUUACAAUUCCUGAGUUAUCGGUUGAGGGAUCCAAAGGGGCUGAAGAACGGAAUCGUUAACGUUUCCGUUAGGGUAAAAGAGCCUUUACAAGCUUGUUCUUCCCGGGCUGCAGCGUCUCCGAUUGGAAUCCCCGUCGAUGGACGAAAAGAUUUCGGAGUUGCGACUGGGAUUCCGAUUUGGAAUGGAUAUCCAUCUAGUUCUUUGUUAACGCCAUUUGCAUGGAAUUAGAUUGAAGCAAUAUU